Hydatigera taeniaeformis is the source of this 7461-nucleotide messenger RNA. The record is from the annotation of a GenBank genome assembly. Lineage: Eukaryota; Metazoa; Platyhelminthes; Cestoda; Cyclophyllidea; Taeniidae.
AUGCGAAUUCACUGUUUGGAGAACGUUGAGAAGUCACUCGCGUUUUUGGAUAGGCUAAACGUUCAUCUCGAAAAUAUCGGGGCGCAUGACAUUGUUGACGGCAACAAUCGAAUCAUACUUGGAUUAAUAUGGACAAUAAUUCUGCGAUUUCAAGUUCAGAAUAUUUCUGUCAUUGAGAGGGUCAGGCACGUUGGCCAUGAGGAUGCGAUUGGUCUCCGUCGAAAUUCCACUGAAGCCCUUCUGCUUUGGUGUAAAGCUAAGACUCAGGCUUAUCCUAAUGUUUCAGUGACCAAUUUCACAACGAGUUGGCGUGACGGACUUGCUUUUAAUGCACUCAUACAUAAGCAUCGACCUGAUUUAAUUGACUUCGCUUCUCUUUCACCGGACGAACCGUUGCGCAAUUUGCAUAUUGCUUUUACAACAGCUGAACGGUGCCUCGGUAUCGCCAAACUACUAGAUCCUGAAGAUAUUGUGGUUGGAGAACCGGAGGAAAAAUCUAUAAUAACAUACUUAGUUUCAUACUACCACUACUUUGCUCGGGAAAAGGCGAACACAGUGCAUGCACGUCGCAUUGAGCGAAUUGUCAACCUUUUGAAACGUUUUAUAAAUGAUGUCAAGGAGUACGAAGUUUCCGCUGAUGAACUGAUGAGGUGGAUUCGCGAAAGCAACUCGCGCAUGAACGAUACAAGUCUUCAGGGUAAUCUUGAAGGUCUUCAGCUCCAACUCAGUGAAUUAAACCAAUUCCGUAACCAAGAGAAGCCACCACGUUUUAUCGAAAAGGGUGAAUUGGAAGUGGCUUUUUUUGUAAUUAGAAAUAAAAUGCUUGCAACCGGUAUGCGCGCCUAUCUUCCCCCAAAGCAUCUACGAGUCUCUGAAGUGAACAGAGCAUGGGAAAUAUUAGAGCAUUCCGAAUAUAAUCGGUGGGCGACUUUGAAUGAUGAGCUGAGGCGGCAAGAAAUGCUUGAUCAACUGUUCCUUAAGUUUGAGACAAAGUGCACAAUGCGAGAGUCUUGGUUAUUAGAAAACCAGCAAAUUGUGGAGCAGGAGUUAGUCGGGUCAACGCGGCAUGCUCUUCAAAGUGCCCAGAAAAAGCAUGAAGCUUUUGAGGCUGAUGUGUUUGCUUAUGAAGAUCGAAUUAAAAUGCUCGUUGAAAUAGCAAAUGAGCUGACACGAUGUCGAUAUUACCAAGACGAUAGAGUGCAGUCCCGCUGCCAACAAGUAACGAACCAGUGGAAGAUUCUGCUAAAAACAAUAGAAAGUCGCCGUUUACUGAUUCGAGAAAGAAUCGUUUGCAGGGAGCGCGACACGGAAUUCGAUGAUUUGAUGAAGGCUGCUGCAGAAUUGAAGAAUAAAAUGGGAGGACUCAAUCCCGGCACCAAUUUUGAGCAAUCCCAGCAUGCGCUUAUGCAAAUGGAGGCCAUUGACAAUGAAAUUAAAACAUUGUGCAUUCAAGUGGAUAAUCUUUUGACAAAGCAUCAGGGUGAUUGCAGCGAAGAGCUGGAGAAGGAGUGGUUUGAUGUAGCAGAGCAAAUCAUGCUAUCAGCAGAGCAUAAAAGACGUGAAAUUGAACUUGUGAAUCAGCGAUGGCACCUACUCCCUGAGAUUUCUCGCUACAACGACUAUGUGAAAAUGAUUAUGCAUUUGCUUGAAGCAAUGGAGUUUCAGCUUUCUUAUAAAGCGGCUAAUCGAAUUCAUCGACAAGUCAGGUACGUUGAAGAAGAUAUUGCCAAGGAAAAAAACAGUUUAAAUGCAAUUGAGGAGCUUUGCAGGGGCUUGAAGUGUGACCACCGGAUCCAUGAACUCGUAGCAUUGUGGCGAUCACUCAGCCAACUUCUUACUUCCCUUAAAAGCAAAGCAGUAUUUGUUGGCGACAUUCUCUUCCUAAAUGGAGAAUUCGAUGAUACUGAAAAUUGGAUUGCUGAAAAGACAAGGCUAAUGGAGUUAGAAUGCGGUUCAGUAGAGUCUUCAGUGCAGUUGAAUCAAAAGUUGUUAGAAGAGGUAGAGACCUACCUCCACGUAAUCGAGCAUAUCAAUGAGAAAGCAAUGACACUGAAGGAGAGUUGCAAGGAAUUUGAUUAUCUACCAAAAGAUUUUACUGAACUCUUUAAUGCGGAGACUCUUAUGCAAAGCCUCCUCAAAGUCAGGAAGGAAAUUGAGAACGCACUGGUAGAGAGACCCAAAAGUUUACUUCAAUCGUAUUUAACUCUUCUGGACAAAGUCAAAAGGAAACAAGCUUUCUUAAUAGACGCGCUCUCGGUUCAGCUAUUCACCCAUAAUUCAAAUCAAGCUCGGGCUUGGAUAACUGACAAAUUAUCACUUCUUUCCCGACUAAAACAACCCGAUCUUAAUGGUGUUUAUGAAAAAGGUGUGUCUUCUGACCUGUGGGAGGAAUUCAACUUCGUUGAACGCCGAUUUGAAGAAAUCGAAAAUCAAAUGAGUGAUGUAGCCGAGAAGGUGACAAAUUUGAACAAAACUGCCUCCAGCAUCGUUGACGCUGUGGCAAUUGAGAAUCUAAUGGAUGGCAAAGCUGUGUUGUCUCGAGUGACCGAGACAAGAAACCAGUUGAAUGACGCAUGGAAUCAGCUUGCGGAUCAGGUAGAAGACUGGCGUUAUCGGUUGAACUUGGACCAUGCAUUUCUCAAUGUCUGGCAGGAUUGCUUCUAUACUAAUGAGUGGGUAGAAGAGAAGUUGGAGGUCAUCAAUCGGCACAAUUGGACCUACAUUCCUUCCGCGUCACAUUUCUCGCGAUUAAAGAUUGUUUUGAAGGCAUUAAAGGCAGAUGUGAAAGUGAUUAGAGCGAAGGUUAAUGACAUUGGCGAACGGAUAUGCGAUCCCUAUCAGAUCUCUGAAGUUCUCUCAAAAGAGAGAGGCACAUGGUUGUGCAAGGAGCAUGAUGCGCUCUGCAGAAAGUUAGCAGGGCUUAACAGUCGCCUUGAACAGUGUGAAAGCUUGCUGACUUUGCACAGCGGGCACCUACAAUCAACACAAUCACUUGGCGAGUUUCUACAGUGGAUUUCCUACCUAAAAGACAAGAAUUCUUGCCUUUCAAUCCCUUCAGAUCUUGAAGAGGUUAGAGCUUCAGUGUGCUCACAAGAACAGGAUCUACAAGAACUACUCACUGCUGAGGGACAUUUAGAGCAACUUUUGGCAGAAUAUGAAAAAGUUUGCAAUUUGAUGGACAAUGAUGCUUCUGUCAACAGAGAUCCUGUUAAUCCGGAACAGGUUAUUAAGGAAUACGCAGAAGCGUGCGAUCUGGUUCGGAAAAACAUUAAUAACCUUAAUCAAAGCAUUGCGAUUCAGGAUUUACUUGCCGAACUCGGAAGUCUGGAGGCUGCAGUGUGUCAGCAAGACGCCUACUUGAGCCAGGACAUCCAACCGGAAUCGCUUGAGGCAGUGGAAAAUGAAUUGAAGAGGCAUGAUACUUUUGUCGCCUCAAUGCUCACCUGCUGCAGUCGAAUUAGUGCACUUGAACGAAAAUGCAGAGAAACACUCACCGGCGAUCGAGGUGUCGAGGGCCGCUUCUUCUCCAGAACGAACAGUCUGCUCCAAAAACUAGAAGACAAUAAGAAAAGGGCCUAUGAACGUGAACGGUAUUUGAAGGAAGAUUUGCGUUUGCAAGAGUUGCUGAACGACUUUGCCGAUAUGGAGGACUGGAUGUCAGAGAAGUUGGUAGCAUUAAAUCGAGUGGCGCUAACCUCGAAACGCAACGUCUCAAACGCCUACAGUCAAGUGAAGGCGCUACAAGAGGAAAUAGAGGCCAGUCGCGAGCGUGCGGAGGGCAUUAUCGAGGCAGGGAAACAGCUCCUUGAUUCGUGCUCCCGAGUCAGUGGCGUAGUGUCUGCACGCAUCGACAACAUGUACGUGCACUGGGAGGCGCUUUUGAAAGAGCUUCACGAACAAAUGUUGAGUUUGGAAGAAUCACACCGAGAAUACCUGUUAAACAGGACAGUGCAGGACUUGUUGAGAUGGGCUGACAAGUUGAUUUCCAAAGUUGAGACAGACAUGGAUGAUGCCACUUUAACAACUGCAGGUCUAACGGACCUUCAACAGCGCUUGGACUCUCACCGGAGAGACUGCCAAAGCUUUGAGAAUUACUCUGAAAUGGCAGCUGAAAUCAAGGAACAUACUGAGUCAUUAUCGCGGUUACAUUCUGACCGCGCUGCUGAUCUGGCCGCUGUGAACGUGGCAGUGGAGAAGCAGUUGCGUGCAGCAAGAGCGGCUUUGUCUCAGCGUGAGGAUCUCCUGAAUCUGCAUGUUACAGUCGCUGGACACCUGCUUGAUCUGAACUCGGAACUCCUCUGGGUGAGGGACAAGUUAAUGCAAAUCCGUCAGCCCUACGACGAUUGGAUGCCGCAAGACAGGCGGUCUGUUGGUAAACAUCUACUUCGUGUGCAACAGGAGAAUCGACGAUUGAUGAACUACGUUGCCGAAGUAGAAAAUCGUGGACCUAGAGUGAAAGCCCUCUGUCUUAGUACGCAUUUGUUGCAGAGGGUAAAGGAAACAUACCUGGGCAAGAGUGAGGAUGCGGCCAAGAGAGUUGGAAGUUUCCGCGAUGUUUUGGGCGAGUUGGAACAGGCCUGGUAUACGGUCACUCAUCUGCUUGAAGUUCGACGAGAAGAACUACGAAUGGCUGAAUCCAUCCAUAAGUUCUUCUUCGAUAUUGUCAACAUGGACGCGUGGAUAUCUGAACGAGAGCUCUACCUUCAAAGCAUCUGUGAACCCACAGGCAUUGAGGAGGCCAACCGAUCCCUGCGUCGACUGAAGGUGCUACAUGAAACUGUCAAACAGUGGUCAAAUGAAGUGACCAAAACUGACCGCCGAGCUACUGAGUUGUGCGCUCGACUUUCCUCUGGAGUGCAAAUAAAUGGGAGCUAUGUGAGGGCUCCAGCAAGAGCCAAGUCUGCUAUCACCAACACCAUCUCGCGGCUUGAAGAGGACUAUGCGCGUUUGGAAAGCAGCGUUCGGGACCGCCGAACGGACCUCGUUGAGUCCAUCAGCCUGCACGAUCUUAUGCAAGAUGUCAGCGAUCUUGAGUAUUAUUUUUGCUUAAUAUAUCCACAGGACUGGAUAGCUGAGCGGCAAAAGAUCGCCCAAAACUCGGAUGUGGGUGCUGACUUGGAGCACACAUUCACUCUUAAGGAUCAUUUUGAUCAGUUUGCCAAAUGCACCAGGAAGGAAGGCGAACGCCGUGUAAAGGCGAUGCUUUUCCGUAUGGACCAGAUUAUUUCCAAAGGUCACAAAAACCGUUCUGAGAUUGCGCUUGCUAAGGACGGCCUCAACGAGGACUGGGCUGAUCUCCUUGAAAUGAUUACCACCAGAGGCCAGUUGCUUAAAUCCGCCCUCACUCUCUACCGAUUUUUCUCAGAUGCUCAGUACCUCGAAAUGCAGAUCGAGGAGUUCUAUCAAUACCUACCAGAGGAGCCCACAGUGGAGAUGGUGACAGGCGAGGUGGCUUCCGUAGGACGUCGUGGUGGUGGAAUUGCGAGUCUGCUAAGGCGACAGGCUGGAAUACAACAGCAGCUCUCUCACCUGAAUUCGAGCUGCGCUGCCCUUGCCAGCACUGCAGCCGCCCUUUUGCCCUCCUAUUCAGGCGAGCAGGAGGCACGACUGCGCUUGCGCCGUGACUGCGUCCUACGUGCCGCCCAGAGUCUUGCUGCUAGCGCCGAGUUGCGUGCCCGGCAGCUGGAGGAGGCGCAACACUUUCACCACUUCUUUUCCACUGCGCACGGCCUUCUCUCUUGGUUUGCUGAGGCUAAGGACAAGAUGAGUCAACCAAAUGGCCUAAGCCGAACAAUACACGGUGUGGAGCGUCUUAUCGCAGAGCAUCGGGAGUUGUACGCGGAAUUGGGAAUUAAGGUGAAACAGGUGGAAGAGUGCUUGGGUGUGGGGCGUGCAAUUUUGGGUAUAGAUAAUCACCCCAGUGUGGACGAAGCUGGUAGGCCCGCGAUGAGCCGUCUACAUGCGAUAUUGACAGCACCACAAGGUGAAGUGCGGGAGACGUGCGUGGCGCUGGCGACAGAACGCAUCCUCAUAGAGGCUCUGUGGCGCGAGCGGUGGGAACGACUGGCAAUGCUGCUUGAUGUUCGGUACUACUUGCGUGAUGCUGCAGCUGCAGAGUCUUGGCUCGUCAGCCGUGAGGUCUACCUCGUCUCGGUGCGGCGCAAUAUAGGUGAGACGCUGGCGGAGACGCUUGCUCUGCUUGGUGCGCACUACGCCUUUGAGCGGACUUGUGUCUCAGCCGAGGAGAGAUUCGCUGCUCUCAAGCAACUCACCAAGAUGGAAAUUCAUGCUAUGGAGUGGAAACCUGAGGAUGCAAGCCGUUACGAAAAACAAAGACGUGAUAACAUUCGGCGCGCAGUGCACGAGUUUCUCCCACCCUCAGAUAGUUUCACUAGACUGCCUUUGACGGCUCCGCAGCCAAUGUGCAGCAGGAGUCAACUCGUCCAAGACUCAUGUGCACGGAAGGAACGGAGUUUACCUGUGCCAAGCCCAGCAGCAACUCAGAGUGCACACACCUCCUACUCACCACCUGUUCCCUUUGAAAGAGCCACAGGAAUUGCAAGGACAGUACCGAUUCCAAAAAAUCGCCCAUCCAGAAUCUCUCUUUCUGCAGCUUUAGUACCAAAAUCAACGCUUGUACAUCAGGAAGAAUCACCACGACUCCAUUCAUCGUCCAGCACUGGUAAUAUUUUCUUUCCUCGAAGGGUGCGCCUCACUCCAUUAACAAACCCGUCUGAUGAGCCAAUAACAUCCAUAGCACCUCCAGAGGAAGGUGAGGCAGGGAAGACUCCCGAAACUACUUCCAGUACCAGGUUUCUGAUUUUAAUUUAUAUGUUGUGCCUCAUGGAUUUUUACAGACCUCAAGGAAGUUUUCCAAGCACUUCAGCAAACACACCACCUGCAGGAGCACAUGUAGGAGCUGCGGAGCCAGAGACCACACUACCGACUUCCACUGAGGAGAUGCCACGCGUUGAGGGUCCUCUAAUUCGCAAAUGGGAGUCAGAGGCCGGAGGAUCACGUCAUAGCCGAGGACGUGGAUGGACAUCAAUCUACGUAACUCUAACAGAUGGAAGGUUGACCUUCUACAGAGACCGGCGCACCCGUCGUGAACAAACGAAAGAAACGUUUCAUGGCGAAGACCCUGUGGAUUUGGGGGGCGCAAUUGCUGUUCCAGCUCUGGACUACACAAAGCGACCCUUUGUAUUCCGUCUUAGGCUCUUUAAUGGUGUUGAGUACCUUUUUCAGGCUGUAAGUGCUGAAGUACUUCAACGCUGGAUUGAUGCCAUCAAUGAAUCAGCUAGCAAGUUGGCUAAACGAGAGUUCAGGAAUCCUCAUGAACGAGCUCAUUCCCUACCACCCUCAUCGCGCCAUUCCAGAGCAUCAUCUGUUGCAUCUUAUCAGGCAGAAGGAUCUCAUAAACGCCGUCACAACUCCCUCCGACGCAUCCUCAAGAAAGCAUGA